AUGACCGCGCAGCAGCUCAUCGACACGGUCCAGCAACUCCAGGCGAACAUGCAGCAGGCACAACAACGUGAGUUGACUCUUAGACAACAGGUGGAGCAACUGACAGCUGGGCAGACGGAUGCACAGCAGCGUGUCUUGAAUGGACAGCAACAGCAAGCCCAAGCCCAAGCACAGCAACAGCAGGCGGCGUUUCAAGCCAAUGUUGGGGCAGCGUUCCAGGAGCUUGCAAGGAGUCAGAAUGACCUGGUUCAGGCGUUGCGCGAUCGGCCUGACAAGAAGGUGACCUUGGUGGACAAUCGGGGCUUGGCGAAGCCUGACAGGUUUCUUGGAGAAGAGUCCAAUUGGUUGUACUGGAAGACCAGGAUGGAAGCUUUCAUCACCAGCGUGCACCCAAAGAUGGAGGCAGUGUUGGAGUGGGCAGAAGAUUUCGACACUGAGAUCACUGCGACGGAGAUCAAAGCGGCCUUUGGACCAGUGAAUCCGACCCAUCAGACUAUUGAGGAUGUGGAGGAGAUCUCUGGUCAGCUGUAUGCCAUCUUGCAAACGCUUUGCGAGAAAGAGGCUUUUCAGGUGGUGAGGUCGGCUGGAAAAUCUCAAGCAAGUGAAGCGUGGCGCAAACUGAAUCGACGCUUCGAUCCUAGCACGGGUGGACGACGUGGUGCAAUGCUUCGGGCAAUCCUGUCACCACAGAAAUGCACGAAGUUGGAUCAUCUGUGGGCGGCAGUGGAAACUUGGGAAGAAAAUGUUCGUCAAUACGAGCAGCGAAGACGAUCUGAUGGCACCCGGCAACAGUUGGAUUCCGAGAUCAAGGUGUCGAUCCUUGAGCAAUUAUGCCCCGUAGAGAUAGAACGACACCUACAACUGAAUCGCAGUCGCUACAGCGACUACGCUGACGUCAGGGCGGAGUUGGUGAUGUUCUUGGAAACGAGACUUGGACACCGACUGAAGCUUGGAGAUGCAUUUGGUGCUCAUUCAGCCUCUGGAGGCAAGAGGGGCAAAGGCAAGAAAGGCAAAGGAGAUUGCAAGAAAGGUUCUCCGAAAGGCAAGUCCGGCAAAGGAUCUGGACAGACCGACAACAAGGGCAAAGGGUCCGGUAGUGGAUCCAAAGAGACCCGAGUUUGCCACAAUUGCAACAAGAUCGGACACCUCAAGAAGGAUUGUUGGGCGGCCGGUGGAGGUGCUGCCAACAAGAAUCAGCAACCCAAGGCCAAGGCGAAGUCAGGUGGAAAAUCGAAGGGUGUUGGAAACCUUGAAGAAGAGCCUCAAGCCGAACCUUUGGACACUGGGUUCCUCAGCAUUGCCAUGCUGGAGGAAUGGAGCGAGGACGACGUCAAGAUGGAGGAGGAUGCCGAACCGAGCAGCUCUUCAACUUUUGUGACUGUUCGUCCCGAAAGUGACAAGUAUGUGAUGGUCAAGUCCGAGGAUUCGACUUGCGCUGAGCCGUGUGACGUUUGCUUUCACUUCAGGUGUCAGAGGAACUCCAAUGAGAAGCACCAUGACCACGAGUGUGGAGUCUGUGGUUUGGAACGUGAACGCCUAGUUGAAGAAUCCUCCAAGGACAAGCCUGAGAAGAAGUCAGUUCGUGACUAUCUCAAGAUCCUCAAGCCUGAGAAGUUCCACUAUGUCCUGGACAAGACAAUCUGUCUGUUCAAAGGCAUCACCAUCGACCACUUCAAUGGUUUGAGAGAGGAUGAGAAGAAGGAGUUGAGAGACAAGCACGACCCCUUGUCGUUGAGCCGGGAAUCCAAUGCGGAGUCUCUGAAGCUGGUCGAACAUCAUCGCAAUGAUCUUAGAAUCGGCUUCCUCGAAAGGGUUUCGAAGUCGCUGAUGGAAGGAGCGAACCGGACCUUUGGUCUUCGGUCGGCUCCAGAGACGGAAGAGCCGAGUCGAUCCUCUGGAUCGGCCGAGCUCCCGACGCCGUCUCGACCCAUCGGAACUUCGUCAACCCAAGCGAUGCAUCGAACCGUGGAGCUCUUGGAAGUUUCCAACUCAGACGCGGAGAAACGCGAGAAAGUCCAGGAACUUGAAGAAUGCGACGACGAGGACGAGUACAAGCGGAUUGAGAAACGCAUCGCAGAGAUUGAUGCUCGCAAGAACGAGCUCAAAGAGAAGAUCCGCGAGAACGACAAGAAGGCAAAGGAAAAGAAGGCUCAAGGAAGCUUCAAGCUCACUGAGGCAACAGUGAACGAUCAAAGCUGGCAUGACGCUCGAUAUCAUGCUGCGCUGAAGGCUGGCGUCUCUCACUCAAAGGCUUGGUUCGAGGAGAAGAAGCGGCGCAAGGCAACUCUUCAUCGACGAUCUGGAGGCAAGGAACGCGCUGAGGAGAAGCUACGUUUGAAUGAAGCUUGGCACAAGGAGUUCGACAGCAAGAAGGUCAAGGAUGAGGAGUACCACGACGAAACUUUAGGAGGCAUCGAGACAGAGGCAGUGGUCGUCGAGGAGGAUAAGACCCGAGUUUUGAGUGGAAAGCCAAAGUUGGUUCGUCGAGGACAUCUCAAGCGGAAGGACGCUGGUGUCUUUGUCAAGUCGUCGAGGUCAUACCGGAAGUUGACCCAAGAUGAAGUUGCCAAGUUCAAGACUGAGACACGCGCUGAUGAACAGCGUGUCAUGAGCAGACAACGGGUCGACAUCCACAAGAAGCGUCAACGGACAAUGACUGAGUCCAAGAAGUUGGCAAGAUCCUUCCGGGUCAAAACUGCUAGAGCUCGCAGAAGGAUGGCAAAGAAUGAAGAUGCUUUCUAUCUGCAACAUCCCAAGGGUGGCAUGAUGUGCAGUGACUUCAAACGAUCGUUUUGUCGACGAGGUGCACGAUGCAAUAUGGGCCACUCUGAGGUUGAUCGUGAAAUUGGAUUCAUCAAGAGACGCAACGACGUGGUGGUCAAGACCUUUGGCAAGGUGCAGGAGAUCAAUUCCUUUGAAGGCGGUUGGAACAGUUGCCAUGGAAGUUCUGAGCAAUGGACGAAGUUGGUGGUGAACUUCGACACUGGCGCUGCAGUCACGGCAGUGCCCCUCGAGUUGGAAAGGUCUGAAUUGAUUCAGGGCGAUGAGAAUCCGAACAAUGCCUCAUAUAAGACGGCCUCUGGUGAACUUCUCUCCGACAGUGGAGGCGUCGUCGUCAAAGGGUACGACAACAAUGGCAUUGGCAAAAGUGUUGAAGGUCGGUUGAUUGAUGUCCAUCGAAUGCUGGCGAGUGGCACCGCAGUCUCAAAGAAGAAUGUGGUAAUGCUCAUGGAUGGCAAGGGCGUCAUCAUCCCAAAGAAUGGCAAGAUUGCUCAAGGACUCCGUGCUGCGUAUGACGACCUGGUGAAGAAGCACCCUGGGGAAGCCCAACAAGUUACGCAACUCUAUGAGCAGAAGGGCAUCUUUGUCUUCGAUCUUUGGUUGAAUGGCUCGGUCAAUGGCAACGAGUCAGGCCAUUUUGGCAAGAAUCUUGGAGCAAUGGACGAGGGUUUCACCAGGCAGGUGAAUCCGUAA
Molecule: messenger RNA, 3474 nt
Organism: Cladocopium goreaui
Lineage: Eukaryota; Dinophyceae; Suessiales; Symbiodiniaceae
Source: the annotation of a GenBank genome assembly